Messenger RNA from Solanum tuberosum (potato), 988 nucleotides. RefSeq lists its product as uncharacterized. The transcript has 7 exons. The record is from RefSeq and is a predicted model, not a curated record. The coding region runs from base 17 to 910 and encodes 297 amino acids. Lineage: Eukaryota; Viridiplantae; Streptophyta; Magnoliopsida; Solanales; Solanaceae.
CAAUAAGUAUCAACUCAUGAUUCUUCAAGAUGAAGAGGAAACACAAGUCCAAGGAAUUAUGUAUGGCAGCGAUAUAAAGAGUUAUGCUGAAUUGUUUCUUCCAUACCAUACCUAUUUGAUAUCAGUUGCAAGUGUUACCGAAUCAAACCAUGCAUAUGGAAUUCCAAUCAACACUUUCCUUUGGACAAUUGACAAAGGCACUCUCAUUGAACCAAUAGAAGAAGUUGAGCCACCAGAAGAUUCACUGCCACCACCAACACGGCUUACUGUUACAAUGUUCGACAGCUUCCAUCACCAACCCGAAGGAUUAGAAUUUGAUGUCCUUGCCAUUGUGGUUAACGUCGCCUUGCCAACAUGUGCAGCUAAUGGAUCAAGAAUUCAAGAAUUGAUUAUAAUGGAUAAUCAGAAGAAACCCAAAAAGCUUACACUUUGGGAAAGCUUCAUUGAUCAUGUUGGAAUAUAUAUUGCGGAACAACUUAAUCAAUAUCCAAUUAUCCUGGCCAGAAAAAUUGCAAAAUCAAAAUCAUAUGCAGGAUUAACAAGCAGGUUUGCCACAACAAUUCAAAUCAAUCCUCCAUACCCACAGGUUGCUGCACUCAGAAAAUGGGCCACAUCAAAUGAACAAUUGCUAAUCGCAUACACCAAAAAGAGUAUAACUUCAACGGGUUCUCUUCAGCUUAUUCCUUUUGAAGAUGAGAUCAUAUCAAUUGCCGAUGCACAUCAACAUCUUCCGGGCCAAAUAGUUUGCAUACAAGCUGAAUUUUCGCUAUUGGAUGAAAAUCAACAAUUCUAUAUUUUAGCCUGUUCAACAUGCAAACAAAUCUUUACUAGGCUUCGUUCACAGAGGAGAUUCUAUUGUGCAACUUGUCGCCGUUCCGCAAAUCUUAUUUCAAGGUAUAACAAUCACUAAGAUAUCUUUAACAAAACUUCAAGCAGUGCAUGUUCAAUAAAAAAACAUUUUUUCCCUCUUACUAUCCACAUUUAUUAU